AUGCAAGCAUCUGGAGCUCUUCCCAUGGCGACAAUGGUGAUGAUAGGGAUGCCAUGCAACCCUCAUCCAGCCAACCAUGGGUUUCCGCUUGAGAGAUGGCCCUCUUUCAAUCCUCAGCAAAUGCAGCAGAACUUCAAGGAUGCCUUUGGGAAUCUGGGUAUAGAUUAA
This is a messenger RNA of Heterobasidion irregulare TC 32-1, 168 nucleotides long. RefSeq lists its product as uncharacterized. Lineage: Eukaryota; Fungi; Basidiomycota; Agaricomycetes; Russulales; Bondarzewiaceae. The record is from RefSeq and is a predicted model, not a curated record. The transcript has a single exon. The coding region runs from base 1 to 168 and encodes 55 amino acids.